AUGGUGGCGGGCUGGCUUCGAGACGCGCGUGGCAUCGAGGUGCCGCUCGUGCAGCAUGAGCUGACCGGCAGCAAGAACAUCAAGCUCAAGCCCAUCAUCGACGCCAGCCUCAUCGCCGGGUUUGUGGUGGAAUACGGCUCCAGCCAGAUCGACCUGUCGAUCAGGGGCCAGGUGGAGCGUGUCGCGGAGAACCUGACCAGGGAGAUGACCGUCGUUGCCUGA
Messenger RNA from Monoraphidium neglectum, 222 nucleotides. RefSeq names its product ATP synthase delta chain. The record is from RefSeq and is a predicted model, not a curated record. Gene Ontology annotation, molecular function: proton-transporting ATP synthase activity, rotational mechanism. Gene Ontology annotation, cellular component: chloroplast thylakoid membrane. Lineage: Eukaryota; Viridiplantae; Chlorophyta; Chlorophyceae; Sphaeropleales; Selenastraceae. The coding region runs from base 1 to 222 and encodes 73 amino acids. Gene Ontology annotation, biological process: photosynthetic electron transport in photosystem I; proton motive force-driven ATP synthesis; photosynthetic electron transport in photosystem II. The transcript is spliced from 3 exons.